Messenger RNA from Protopterus annectens (West African lungfish), 2791 nucleotides. It is a transcript of the gene CHAT, whose product is annotated as choline O-acetyltransferase. The record is from RefSeq and is a predicted model, not a curated record. Gene Ontology annotation, molecular function: choline O-acetyltransferase activity. Bases 291 to 2213 code for a protein of 640 amino acids. The transcript is spliced from 15 exons. Lineage: Eukaryota; Metazoa; Chordata; Ceratodontiformes; Protopteridae. Gene Ontology annotation, biological process: acetylcholine biosynthetic process; neuromuscular synaptic transmission. Gene Ontology annotation, cellular component: neuron projection; cytoplasm.
CUUGGAACCUCAGCUUUCUAAGUGAGUCGGGUCUAAAGCAGGUGUGCAACCUUUGCUAGAUAAAGCAAGAUAAAAAAUACUUAAAUGGAAGAACAAGGGGUGGAACACACUGCAGAGCUUACUAUACCGCGAAAGUAGGAUUAUUGUCUCCAGUGACAGUCAUGCAGGUCCCCUUCUGAAAUUAUCUUGAAGAUACUCUUUUAAGUUCAUGCCUUAGUGCAGGACUUGAGCAAAACAUCCCCUUCUUCUGGAGUCUGUGAAAGAAUCGUCAAUUAGUCUCAAGAGAAAGGAUGCCUGUCCUAGAAAAAUCCACCAAGGAAAAAGAGAGACCAACUGCCAGGAGAAGUAGCUAUGUACUACCCAAGCUGCCUGUUCCACCUCUGCAGCAAACACUGGACCUGUACCUAAGAUGCAUGAAACACCUUGUAACAGAGGAGCAGUUCAGAAGAACCCGGAUUGCUGUGGAAAAGUUCAGAGCCACAGGAGGGGUAGGGGAAUUCCUUCAUCAAAAACUUCUGGAGAGACGAGAAAAAACAAGCAAUUGGGUGUAUGACUAUUGGCUGGAUGACAUGUAUCUCAACAAUCGACUGGCUCUUCCUGUAAACUCAAGCCCUGCAAUGAUCUUCCCAUAUCAAAACUUUCGGACCACAGAUGACCAGCUAAGGUUUGCUGCAAAUCUUAUUUCAGGUGUGCUGGAUUACAAGGCAAUGCUUGACGUACAUGCUUUGCCGAUAGAUUAUGCCCGAGGACAGCUGGCUGGAGACCCCCUUUGUAUGGAGCAAUACUAUAGACUCUUCUCUUCCUAUCGCUUACCAGGACACAAGAAGGACACCCUUGUGGCCCAGAAGAGUAGUGUAAUGCCUGAACCAGAACACAUCAUUGUUGCAUGUAAAAACCAGUUCUUUGUGCUGGAUGUUGUCAUCAACUUCCGACGUCUUAGUGAAGGGGACCUAUUCACUCAGCUGCGAAAAAUUGUAAAGAUGGCAGAAAAUGAAGAGGAAAGAUUACCACCCAUAGGCCUGCUGACAAGUGAUGGAAGAACAGAAUGGGCCGAAGCCAGAGCAGUCCUUGUGAGAGAUUCCACGAACAGAGACUCUUUGGAUAUGAUUGAACGCUGUAUAUGUCUGGUAUGUCUGGAUGAACCAACCUCAGUGGAGCCCACAGAUACUAAUCUUGCCCUGCAAAUGUUACAUGGAGGAGGGUGUGAUAAAAACAGUGGAAAUCGAUGGUAUGAUAAGCCCAUGCAGUUUAUUGUAGGAAGGGAUGGAGCAUGCGGUACAAUUUGUGAACACUCGCCAUUUGAAGGGAUCGUCCUUGUUCAGUGUACAGAACAUCUCUUGAAAUACAUGAGAGGAAGCCCUAAAAAGUUAGUGAGAGCAGAUUCUGUAAGUGAACUUCCUGCUCCAAGAAGGCUUAGAUGGAAGUGCUCACCUGAAAUCCAAGGCUGUUUGGCUGCAUCAGCUGAAAAACUCCAAAGGCUAGUAAAGAAUCUGGACUUGAACGUAUACAAGUUUAAAGGUUAUGGGAAGAAUUUUAUCAAGAAGCAGAAGAUGAGCCCAGAUGCCUACAUUCAAGUGGCUCUUCAGCUGACCUUCUACAGAUGUCAUAAGAAACUUGUUCCGACAUAUGAAAGCGCUUCUACUCGUCGUUUCCAGAAUGGAAGGGUAGACAAUAUCCGUUCAUCAACCCCCGAAGCACUGGUAUUUGUCAAAGCAAUGACUGAUGGGAAAAUAUCAGUACCAGACUCAGAAAAAAUGCACUGUCUUCGAGACGCUAUCGCUGCACAGACUCAUUAUACCAUUCUAGCCAUUAAAGGAAUGGCCAUAGAUAAUCACAUGCUAGGUCUGCGAGAGUUGGCACGAGAGCUACAAAUGGAAAUGCCCAGCAUCUUUACAGAUGAAACAUAUCUGAUAAGCAAUCGCUUCAUCCUUUCCACUAGCCAGGUCCCUACAACUAUUGAGAUGUUUUGUUGUUAUGGGCCAGUUGUCCCAAAUGGUUAUGGUGCUUGCUACAACCCACAGUCAGAUGAUAUACGCUUCUGCAUUUCAAGUUUCAGAGACUGCAAAGAUACGUGUUCUACAAGAUUUUCAAAAGCUCUGGAAGAAAGCCUUACAGAAAUGAAAGAAUUGUGCAAUAAAUGUAACGCCGCUGCUGCCAAGCCAUGCGAAGAACCAGAAGCUCUACAAAAAGUUCAAAAUGGAAGUAGUGCAUAGCACUCUCAUUGCCGACCAAUUUCCAAAUUACUUGUCUUUCUUACAGAAAUAAAUGCUAAAAUGAUAUUCUCUACAACUAAAGAAAAUGGAAUAAGUGUUUUAUCACUUUCCCCACAGUAGAUUUGUCAAAAUGCUAAAUGAUGCCAUUUCUGAUAUUAUAAGCCUGCAAGUAUGUCACACCCUUAGAAAAUUAUUCAAAGAGAAGCAUACCAAGUCUGUAUCAUCAGCUAAAACAUGUUUUCCAAAGGCUAGCGACAUCUUGAUUAUGUACCCUAUAGGUUCUAGACAUCUUCAGCUCUAGCCAAAGACAUAGUGUUUCUGCAUAGAUGCUGUUUGAUAUUUUCCUACGCAAACUGUACCAAAAACCUAAACUGAUUGCUACCCUGCAAAUUACUAUACUUGCUAACUUGCAGGCAGAAUACUCAUUCUAAUUAUAGAAUUAAACUAUGCUAUGACCUUAAAAAAUACAUAUGUAUCAAUAUACAAAUUAAAUUUAAAUCAAACUAUAGUCAGAAGUCAAAAGCUUGUACCCAUAUUGUGGCGUAAACUACCUAUAUAUAUCAGCAUUACUAACUAUA